Microtus ochrogaster (prairie vole) is the source of this 1574-nucleotide messenger RNA. It is a transcript of the gene Cox7c, whose product is annotated as cytochrome c oxidase subunit 7C. Lineage: Eukaryota; Metazoa; Chordata; Mammalia; Rodentia; Cricetidae. The record is from RefSeq and is a predicted model, not a curated record. Gene Ontology annotation, cellular component: respiratory chain complex IV. Gene Ontology annotation, biological process: mitochondrial electron transport, cytochrome c to oxygen.
GGUAUCAUCUGAACUACAAAGCCCACAAUCCUCAGAGCUCAACCGCCCGUUUCGUUUCCGGAAGUUCCUGCUGUAGUUCCCGGCUUCCCUUUCGGUCUUCGGAGCGGUAGAGCAAGGUCGUGAAGGAAGAGGAUAGUGGUGGUGCGGCCAUUAUCUCCGCCGUCCACCCCUGUGCCCCUUGCUGAGCUUCCCGCCGCACCAUGUUGGGCCAGAGUGUCCGGAGGUUCACCACCUCCGUGGUCCGUCGCAGCCACUACGAGGAGGGCCCGGGAAAGAAUUUGCCAUUUUCGGUGGAAAACAAGUGGCGGUUACUGGCGAUGAUGACUGUGUACUUUGGAUCUGGAUUUGCUGCUCCUUUCUUCAUAGUGAGGCACCAGCUUCUUAAGAAAUGAGAAUAUUUAAUUCAACCCUUUAACAGAAUGAAGAUUGUUUAGGAGAUUGAUCUGAAAACUGGAUUAAACUCUUGAACUCUUAUUAAUAAAUAAAAUUGUAAAUAAAUAUGUAACAUAAAUAUUUAAUGCCUCUUUUCUGAAAUAAGGAAUGUGAUAGGGAUAAGCAGUUGCUGGCCAUUAUUUCCCAUGGGCUUAUGUUUAGUAUAAUCUUCACUGAAAAAAAAUUUAAUUGAAAAACUUUAAGUUGACAUUAGGAAAUGAAAAUGUAUUUCCCUAGAUACAAGUUAGCAGACAUUUUGUAGGUAUUCCUCAGACUCCAGAAUGUAGGUAUUUGGUCAAAACCCAAGAUUUGUUUUCAGGACAAGCUUCUGUUGCUUCCAUAUAGUGGUCACUCUGAAGCUGGGCUGGGGUAAUAUCCUGAAGUUAGAGUACACAACAGAAGAAAUUCCUGGCACAGAGCCAGGAAUGACCCCAAAUCCAGGCCAAAUGUAAUGUUAGCACUGGGCUCCUCCUUCCUCUUCUUAAAUUUUAAUCUAAGUAUCAAAACCACUUCCUUGUGAUAAUCAAAAGAAUGUGUGGGCUGGUAUAAGAUCAGGGACUAGUGCCUAGCAUGCAACAUUGAGGGUGUUAAGAUUCCCCAGAAUCCACUUGACAGCUGUCUUUAAGCACAGCUGUGAGAAGCAUGGUGUAGAAGAACAGUAGAUCCCUUAGGCUCAUGGGAUGGCCAACCUACCUGUAUCUUUGAAUCUCAAGUUCAUUUGAAGACCUGUCCCAACCCCACACCUGCAUUCAACCACACAAGAAUGAAGACAGAUCUUAAACAUGUUUGUAGGUUUUAGUAUAGUGUGAUAAACUAAAUGUAUUGUUGAAAAUGGAAAUAAAACGGUUCUGUGAGAGAUGACUAUUUCAUCAACUACCCUGAGUUCUGCCUGGAUUUCAACUUUACCAUGUCUAAAGGUGAUGUGUAGUUUCAUAUAUUCUAUCCUCUUCAGGGGAAGAGUCCUGGAAGAACCAUGGUAUUUAGUCACUUUCCCAUCAUUUCAGCCUCAUGCUGGCACUUCAAUUUUUCUGUAAAGUUUGACACUGUUAAGGCUAUACAAUAUUUUGUCAUUUUGAAAUAAAGACUUCUUAAUUCAUAUAUUUCAUCUAUAAUGAGUGGUAAAUAAACAAAAUAAAGAAAAA